This is a messenger RNA of Sinocyclocheilus grahami, 2729 nucleotides long. RefSeq names its product protein Wnt-9a-like. Gene Ontology annotation, biological process: neuron differentiation; multicellular organism development; canonical Wnt signaling pathway. Gene Ontology annotation, molecular function: frizzled binding; cytokine activity. The transcript has 4 exons. The record is from RefSeq and is a predicted model, not a curated record. Gene Ontology annotation, cellular component: extracellular region. Lineage: Eukaryota; Metazoa; Chordata; Actinopteri; Cypriniformes; Cyprinidae. Bases 34 to 1137 code for a protein of 367 amino acids.
GAACGAAAUGAGCUGCCCCAGAGCCGCUACAAAAUGCUGGAUGGACACCUUCUCCUGGGAUGGUUAUCAUUUACCAUUAUAGUGCAUCUAAUCAGCUUGCCUGGACCGAGCACAGCUUACUUCGGGCUAACAGGUAAUGAACCCCUGUCCAUUUUGCCACUGAGCUCACAGCCAGACGAAAGGGCGGGCAAGGCACACUACAAGCUGUGUGAUCGACUCAAACUGGAGAAGAAACAGCGCAGAAUGUGCAGACGGGACCCUGGCGUGGCUGAGACUCUAAUGGAGGCCAUCAGCAUGAGUGCCUUAGAGUGCCAAUAUCAGUUUCGCUUUGAGAGAUGGAACUGCACCUUAGAGGGCCGCUACAGGGCUAACAUUUUAAAGAGAGGCUUCAAGGAGACGGCAUUCCUCUAUGCCAUCUCUUCAGCAGGCCUGACCCACGCCAUGGCCAAAGCCUGCAGCGCUGGCCGCAUGGAGCGCUGCACCUGUGACGAGGCUCCUGACCUGGAGAACCGCAAGGCUUGGCAGUGGGGAGGCUGUGGAGACAACCUCAAGUACAGCAACAAAUUUGUCAAAGACUUCCUGGGUAAGAGGUCCAACAAGGAUCUCCGCGCCCGGAUAGAUAUGCACAACAACAAUGUAGGGAUAAAGGUGAUCAAGGCGGGGGUGGAGACCACCUGUAAGUGUCAUGGAGUUUCGGGCUCGUGUACCGUGCAAACAUGCUGGAGGCAGCUGGCACCCUUCCACGAAAUCGGCAAGCAGCUCAAGCAGCGCUACGAGACUUCAAUCAGAGUGGUCAGCUCCACCAAUGAGGCGACUGGGGAGGGGGAGAUCUCCCAGACCCGAUCCCAAGGGCAGCAGCCCCCUCCGGGCCCUCGACCGGACCUCAUUCCCCGCACCCUUGACCUACUUCACAUCGAGGACUCGCCUAGUUUUUGCAGGCCUAGCAAGUAUUCAGCAGGCACCAUGGCCCGCAAAUGCUACAAGGAUAAGAACUGUGAGGCCAUCUGCUGCGGCAGGGGCCACAACACUCAGAGCCGGGUGGUGACGAGACCGUGUCAGUGCCAGGUGCGCUGGUGCUGCUAUGUUGAAUGCAAACAGUGCACACAAAGAGAAGAAGUUUACACCUGUAAGGGGUAAAAACUGUCACGACCAUGCAGAAUAUCUCUCACCAGUCUGAGAACAGUGAAUGAGUGGAAGGCAAAAAGAGAGGAUAAGUGACAAGUUGUCCUGGUUUGGAGAAAGGUCUCAAAGACAUCAAACUAGUUGAAAGCACUUUUUUGAGAGGUUUUGCAGGGCAUUUUUUCUGUUUUCCAUGUGGAGCAGCGUGAAAGCUGUAUAAUAUACCAAGCCUAAGGGAAUGGUCUACAGCUUUGAGAGACACCUUGGAACUAGAUUAAACAUUUCACGGAGUAAUUCGUCUGCCAAGAUAUCAAUCAACAGUGAAGUCCAGUCUUGGACAGACAAUCGUUUGCCCAAUGAUUUGACAGUCUCUGAAUAAUAGCUUCAAGCCGUAUGUGUAAGAGUAUGUGACUUAAUUCCAACUUGCAGACAGAAUUUGCAGUGAAAAAUAAUGGCGUCAGAUUUAUUCUACAUGCACAUGUAUCCUACACCCACACAAGAGUGUGUAUGCAUAUGUACAUAGAUAAAAUUACAUUAUAAUUCUAUUAUAUACACCACUUAUCUGAGUAUGUUAAAUAACCACUAACCACACAAAUGUUUUAUUGUUUGUGUGCUUGCAUUCACUUUGUGUUGUAAUUCUCGACAAGGCCCUUAGGAAAGCAAUACUUUGAUUUGUGUUUUUCUGUUGAUAUAAUUUAUGGAACAUCUCAAGGAACGGUCCUUGCAUGGAAGGAAAAUGUGCAUUUACUUCCUUUUUGUUUUGUUUUUUUAUUUUAUUAAUUUCUUUUUGUUUGACAGUGGAAAUCUUUGCCAGUCUAUUUAAGAUUUAACUCGGCCUUAAACAAACUCUACAAAUGACUGUUCAGGGAACAAGUGAAACCACUAUGCGCCAUUGGAUGGUAAAGAAAUCUCAGAGAUAACGCAAGGAGCUUAGUCUCUGUGAUUUAGGCUUCCACUUGAUGACAGAUCUGUCCAUCUAGCUGCUGAUUCAUUGCUGUAAUCGUUGCAGCAGUGCUUUUCAGGACAAUGCUGGUUAAAUAUGAAAUAUGCCAUGGUUCAUGGCCACUUUAUGUUCUGUCAGUUUCACAGACAGCAGGAGGGUGCAAAUAAGAGUUGAGAAUGAACAUGACAGCAAAUGUGAGAUCCAAAUUUGCAUUGGAACGAAAAAAUUUUCCCCCUUUUUUCAUUGUAUUUCCAAGGGGGAAAUAAUCAACCUCAGAGCUAAUCUAAUACAUUUUCCAGCAGAUAUUGAUGUUGGAAAAUUAAGGUGAACGUUUUUUAUAUUCAAGUGCGGAUGAUGUAUUGCUUGACUGUGGUUCUCUCUUGUCACAUUGUUAACUUUUACUAAGAAAGUUUUGCUGAAUAACUACAUUGGACAAAUGCCCAUGCAUGUUAAUGAACAAUGAUCAUUUCAUCGAAUCUAUUCACAAUUGUGGAGAGGCUGGACAUGGCAUAUUUUUGUAUGACUAUAUGGGCGAAGAAGUCCAUAUACUGUAUCUAUAUUGUAAACUAUAAACACUGAAAUUCCAUAGUUUUGAAAAUUAUUUAAUAUAACAGCUGGCAUGGAGAAUGCCGCCGUGUGACCAAAUGACAGGAUCUAAGUUUCUGAU